AUGGACGAAAGUGGCCAUGUGCGUUAUUUAGGCAAAUCAUCAGGAUACUAUUUGCUCCAAAAUAGUCGCACGUAUCAAAAUGGCGCCUUUCAUUUUUCCGGUUAUGGACAUAAAUAUUCCACUCAUCACAAACUCUCGGCCCCUAAUCCCUUGGAAUUACCACCACCCGAUCUGUCGGACCAUCUCAUUGCAGUUUAUUUUAAAUACUUUUACCCGUUUUUACCAUUAUUUUACAAGAAGAAGCUGGCUUCAUGCAUGAAACCAUCCGGCGAUCCUGUUUCGCCUUUAUUACUCAACGCUAUCUAUGCUGUGGCCUCCCGUAUUUCUCCCGACGAACGUGUAAGGUCCGAUCCUGCCUCAGCCGAUACCGCGGGCGAUAUCUUUUUUGAACGAGCCAAACGACUUUUGGACGAUUACUACGACACGCCUGACAUUUCCACCGUGCAAGCCCUACUCUUACUCGCCAGUCAUCAACAAGGUGCCAUGAAAUCAGCCCGAGCUUGGAUCUACAGUGGCAUGGCUUUUCGUAUGGCUCAAGAUCUUGGUCUUCAUCGAAAUUGUGAACAUUGGAAUAUUCCACCCGAGGAACGAGAACGGAGAAAACGAGUGUUUUGGUGUUGCUUCAUUGUUGAUCGAUUAACCAGUGCUAUUUACGGACGAUCGUCCACCUUCGAAGAACGAGAUUGUGAUGUGCCGUUUCCGUCGGUCGAUGAUGAUGAGCCUAUUGCGAUAGAUCAGGAUACCAGUGCUUCGUCUCGACCUCCUGUCAGUACGAUAGAGACACUCAUCCAUCUGGUAAAGAUAUGCGACAUUCUCGGCCAUGUUUUGAAAAAUAUUUAUUACGCAAAGGCACGCCAUCACGGACCUCCUCAACACAUUGACCAGGUGCUCACCACCCUGAAUCGCCAAUUAUCCACAUGGUACCAGAGUCUUCCCAUUUCACUGCAAUACAAACCACCGAAUACACAAAACGGCGAAACAGGUCGUGAUCCGCCUUUGCCCAUUUGUCAAAUGCAUAUGAUUUACUAUACCACCAUCAUUUUAUUGCACCGUCCUUUUAUUCCGGGACCCGCUCAUACCACGGUAUCGCCCAUCUCAUUGCCAUCGUACCAGCUGUGUUUGUCGGCAGCUGAAUCGAUUCUUGACAUUGUCAACAUCAUGCUAGGAGAGAAUCAUUUGAAAUACGUGCUGAAUUACGCGGUUUACUACGUCUUCACGGCCGGUAUCAUUUUUAUUAAAACGGCGGCGUCAUCGGAUGCCGAAAAAGCAUUUGAUGCCAAAGUCAAUAUCAACAAAAUCAUGCAUGCUUUGGACGAAAUCGAGGUAACAUGGACCACCGCAGCAAGAAGUUGUAACAUUUUGGGAGAAUUGGCCGGGUUACGUGAUAUCAAUCUCGAAUGCGGCAAUCAUGCGACCCGAGCCAACAAUAAGGCCGCCCAACCACCGCCGCCUUCCAUUGCUGUACCCAAUUCGCCCGAGAUGUCGCAGCAAGCGAGGAAAUUGACCGCUCCUUUAGAUGUCAAGCUUGGCUCGGAAGCGUAUGCCGGUUCUCCGUCAUGGCAUGCCGCUCCCAUGUCACCGACAUCGCCCCGACCCAUGCAUGAUAAUCAAAUGUACCCUUCAUCGCAACUUUUAAGUGAAAGUUAUCGACUGUCCCCCUUUUUAUCAAGAAGUAGCAAUGCACGAUCGACGGUGAUCCCGGGGCUGGAACGUGUGUAUCACCGGCAUCCUAAUUUGGCCGCCGGUGUCGAUAGUAAAUUGACGGUUGAUCCUUUUGCCGCUCCAGGUACGAUCGUUGCCCACGGACAACACCGGCAAUUUGAUCCUUUAGGAACCGCGUUCUGGGGUGUACCAUCCUCACUAGACGCCGAUGAAUGGAGCCAAUAUUUUGGGGCACAAGGCGCCUUUGCUCAGCAACAACAACAACACCAGCAACCAACGCCUCAGUUACCGCCAAACACUGUAUCCCAGCCAGCGUUGAUUCCUUCCAAUGAAUUCAUUGCUCCCAUGGAACCUUUGCGAGCACCGUACAUCCAAACCAGCUCCCUGCCCUUGUCUUCCCAGCCGCAAUCCGCUCCGGCCACACAGACCUACUUUUCUCGAUCCGAGUAUACAAAAGAACUGAUUCACACCGACGACAGCGUAGACGUACUGUCGGGGGUUUCCAUGCCCAUUAAUCUCCCGGAAUCACCUUCACGCAGCGUGCUUUUAGGUUUUCUAGGGAACCAACAGACCGGUUUUGAAAAGGAUGCUGCCACCAAUCGAAAAGGAGCUCCCGAAUCAUCCGAAUUGAUGUAUUGGUAA
Messenger RNA from Radiomyces spectabilis, 2304 nucleotides. Its product is annotated as fungal-specific transcription factor domain-containing protein. The record is from RefSeq and is a predicted model, not a curated record. Bases 1 to 2304 code for a protein of 767 amino acids. Gene Ontology annotation, molecular function: zinc ion binding; DNA binding. The transcript has 2 exons. Gene Ontology annotation, biological process: DNA-templated transcription. Lineage: Eukaryota; Fungi; Mucoromycota; Mucoromycetes; Mucorales; Radiomycetaceae.